AUGACGACGGAAGAGAUGAUGACGAUGUUCUCAAGCAACUUGUUUGAGAACAGCAGCAGUUAUAGCAUGCCGCCCUUGUCAUCCAUUGAAGAAGAAGAAGAGUCUACAAUCUCUGUCUCUGAUGAUGAUGAUGAUGAUGAUGAUGAUGCAGAUAGUCUUUUCUCCAUUGAUUUUAAUUUGAAUCAUAAUAAUAUGCAUAAUAGUUAUAAGGAGGAGGAGGAGGAGGAUAGGGAAGUUUGUUAUUAUUAUUAUUAUGUAGCAGUGGGGAGGAAGAGCGAGUCUAGCAUGGAUGCCCUUCUCUGGACGGUUAACCACGCAGCUACUCCUCAAUCAUCAUCCACUUCACUAGUCUAUGUUGUCAUCGUCCAUGUCUUUCCACCUCUUCAAUUCAUUCCUUCUCCAUUAGGAAUGCUUCCAAAAAGUAAAGUGAGCCCAAAGCUGGUGGACGAGUACAUGGUCCAAGAAAGAGACAGAAGGAGAAAGCUCCUUGAGAAAUACGUUGAUGCCUGUUCAGCUGCCAAGGUCAAGGUGGAUGUUAUGCUUAUUGAGAGUGAUACGGUUUCCAAGGCUAUCCUAGACCUAAUUCCAACUCAAAACAUCAAAACACUUGUUGUUGGAACCACCAAUUCCAGUAUGAGGAAAUUGAGGUCUAAGAAAGGAAGUGGGAUUGCUAGUCAGAUUCUACGAAAUGCACCUAAAACAAGCUGCGAAAUUCGGAUCAUCUGCAAGGGCAAGGAAGUGAUGGAUCAGGAUCACACGAUUACAGGGUCGAUUUCCUCACGUAGCAGCAAUGCAAAUUCCUUGUCUACGCAAGAGGAAGAUGAUAAUCAAGAACUACCAAUCUCACCAGAUUAUAAUAAGCAAGGGCUGCAUUACACGCUUCCUGCAGUGAAAUCUCCAUCAGCAAUUCCGGACACUACUACUUCUGCUCCACUUCUGUCUUUAAAUGGAUACAAGGCAAUGUGGAGGGGAAAACUAAAACCAAAAAAACAGCUUGAUUUUGCUGUGUAA
Messenger RNA from Prunus armeniaca (apricot), 1011 nucleotides. The record is from the annotation of a GenBank genome assembly. Lineage: Eukaryota; Viridiplantae; Streptophyta; Magnoliopsida; Rosales; Rosaceae.